Molecule: messenger RNA, 715 nt
Organism: Magallana angulata
Lineage: Eukaryota; Metazoa; Mollusca; Bivalvia; Ostreida; Ostreidae
Exons: 2
Coding region: 113-436 (107 amino acids)
Source: RefSeq, a predicted model, not a curated record
UUACAGAUCUGGGUUUUAAGACACACGCUCUGAACUCGCAACUUAAUCAAGGACUACUCAGAGCAACCAGAACUUCAUCGACUAAGGACUCUGCUUUCUUGAUACUCUCAGUAUGGAACUCACUCAAUCUGUCUUUGUGCUAAAGUUAUAUGCAGCCGUGGUCGCCGUUUUGUUAGUAGCCGAAGUUCACGCACAGCCUCAGAAGUUUAGUACAGAAAUUCAACAGACAGGUGACGAAAGCUCCACGGAUUUAAACCUGUUCAAGAUGGCCUUACGUGAGGCCUACAACCGUGAACUGGAGUUCUACGAACAGCAGGAAGCACAGAUCGUCAAACAGUUAGCUGCCCUUGAGAACGACCGGAACCAAAUUAGGGAACGGAAGAGGAGUCACAUCCGGUGCCUUGUCAACGUCAUAGCGUGCUAUCGCAAGAAGUGAAACUAGUCCUUAACGUGGAGACUGUGAUCGUGGUGUUCUUAUUGAUAUAAAAUAAAUAGUUUUGGGGUCGAAUUUCAAAUUCUGAAUCGAUUCUAUGUACGCUUACAACAUUGUUUAAACCAACUGCAAACUUUAACGUUGGCAGUGCCCUGGUAAAAAGAAAAUUUAUCACUUUAAAACCUCUCCAUUCUUAUUUUACAAAAACAUACGAUAUUUUUUUUUUCGAUUUCGGCAUUAACAAGUUGUCGGAUUUUUUAAAAUAAAGUUGUACACAAAAUG